CAUUGCCUUCAGUCUGAGUUCAUGUCAAGAUGUACGACCCACAGCGCUUCUACCUGCUUUUCUACAUGGCCUUGGCAGCAACAACCAUCCCAGUUUCUUCAGGCUUCAACAUUGACACAGCAAACCCUACUGUUCAUUCUGGAGACCCUGAACAUUUUUUUGGGUACAAAGUGCUUCAGUACAUGUCGCCCAGGAACAAAGGGAUCAUUGUCACCGCGCCGCUGCGGCUAAAUGGAUCAGGUGGAAUAUUCAAGCACGACCAGGAUGAAACUGAAAAGUGGUUCAGUCCUAAUGAUUCUUCUGAGACAUAUCCACAUACAGCCAGGCAUCUCGGCUUGUCAUUAGCUGCAGAUUCUACAAGAACCCGAUUUAUUGCUUGCAGUCCAAGUCUGGCUCAUCCAUGCGAUGAGAACGUCUACCUGAACAGUUUGUGUUAUAACGUCACCAAUGAGUUUCAGCAGCUGUCUUCAUUUACACCUUUGUUCCAAAAAUGCACAAAAAAGGCAGUAGACCUUGUGUUUCUGUUUGAUGGAUCCGAAAGAAUGACUGGAGCAGAGUUUAACGAAAAUAAAAUAUUCAUAAAAACCGUAAUGAAGAGCCUUAAAAAUACAACUGUCAAGUGUGCAUCAGUUCAGUUCUCGACAGAUUGCAGGAAAGUCUUUGACUUUAAUGACUAUGUUGCUGGCACUGCUAUAAAGAAACUUGAUGAAGAACAGCAUAUGAAGGCUCUCACCAACACCCACAAAGCCCUCAAGUUUACGCUGUCGGAAAUCUUGGAAAACCAAGCAGCAGGAGCCUCAAAAGAUGCAACUAAAGCUGUGGUGAUAAUCACAGAUGGAGAUCCAAGUGAUCUUGAUACAAGACUAAAGAGUGUUGAAACCUAUGAACGUAAAAAGAUCAUUCGAAUUGUCAUUGGGGUCAAAAAUGUUGCUUUAGACAAUCUGAAAAAGCUUGCAUCAGAGCCAAAAGAAAAGAACGUCUUCCAGAUUGAGAACUAUUGGGGACUCCAAGGAUUACUGGAAAAUUUACAAAAACAGAUCUUUACUAUUGAAGGAUUUAAUGUGAGUCGAGCUGAUAAACUGACGAAUGAAAUGUCACAAAGUGGAUUCAGUGCUGUCUCACACAAGGAUACCUUGAUUCUGGGCUCGGUGGGAUCAAACAGCUGGCGGGGAGCUCUCAAUGAGCCUCAGAAACAAGAUAAAAAGAUUUUGGACCCAAAUAUGCAAGAUGACUCCUACAUGGGAUACUCUCUCUCUGUUGGAGAGAGGAAUGGCAAACCUCUAUAUUUCACGGGUGCACCACGUUUCAACCACAUGGGACAGGUUAUAGUUUUCCAACCUGAUGACGACGACUGGAAACCAGUCCAAAGAAUUACAGAGGACCAGGUUGGUUCCUAUUUUGGAGCAGAGCUGUGCUCUGUAGACAUUGACUCAGACGGUAACACUGAUUUCCUGCUGGUUGGAGCGCCACAGUUUUACCUGGCCGAGGAGAAAAAGGAGGGAAUGAUCUACGUCUACUCUCUAUCUGAUGAGAUGAAACUACAAAAGGUGUUUCAAGUGCGAGCACCAUCCAUGGGUAGAUUUGGCACCACCAUAUCCAGUCUUUCAGAUCUAAAUGGAGAUGGUCUGCGAGAUGUUGCAGUGGGAGCCCCCCUGGAGGAGGAUAACACAGGAGCAGUUUACAUCUACCUUGGACAUGGAGGUGUUGGGAUGCGUUACAUUUUCAGCCAGAGAAUCACAGGAGCAGAUUUCAGCCCCAGGUUGAGGUUCUUUGGACAAGCCAUUAAUGGAGAUAUUGAUCUUGGAGAUGAUCGGCUGCCGGAUAUUGUGGUGGGAUCAAAAGGUUCUGCAGUUGUCUUAAGGUCCAAGUCCGUACUAAAUGUCAAGACUAGCCUGUCAUUUUAUCCUAAUGUGAUAAGCAUCCAGGAGAUCAACUGCUUGGAGGAGAAUGAAAUUUUACCAAUGGUCACCGUACGGGCUUGCUUUGAAAUGGCAGAAGCAACAAACAGCACAGCAGAGAAAAGGAUCAACAUCUCAGUGAUGCUCAAUGUGGAUUCAACAAGGUCGCUGUAUCGAGGUUUCUUCAAUGAAAACAAGAAAAGCAGGAAUACUACACACACCUAUGAGCUGACUGGCAGAGACACAUGCUUCAACUAUUUUAUCUACAUGAAUAAAUGUGUAAAAGACACAUUAUCUCCUGUAGAAAUCAAUUUAAACUUUUCUCAACCUGAUGCUGAGAACGCAAGUGCCAUCCUUAACGUGGACAGCUAUACACGGGCUGUGGUCAAGGUUCCUUUUGAAAGGCAUUGUGCCAAAAAGGAAAUCUGCAUUGCUGAUCUUAAAGUGGAUUUUAAUUUCAUGAAAGGGGAAGUAUUGGUAACAGAAAAUACCGUAUUCAGCGUGUUGAUAAGGCUGGAUAAUAUUGGUGAUGACUCGUACAAUACCAGCCUGACAAUGCACUACUCUCCAGGCCUCUCCUUCUCAAUAAUGGAGCUAACAGGGACUAAGAAACUAACUUACAUCUGCACUGGUCUAGAAGAUGUGCCUGACAAAACUGUUUGUGGCAUCAGCCUUCCUGUGUAUCGCAGCAAAUCCUCCGCCACGUUUAAUGCUACUUUUCGCGUUGCCAGAGACUUUGAGUGGAAUGAGACAUUGUCGAUGUCGGUCUCUGCACAAAGUGAAAAUUCAAACUCCAGCGAGCCAGUUUCUGUGACCAAAGCUUCUCGUGUAACAUAUGCAGUCAAACUGGCAAUGGCAGUAAAUGACAAAACUGUCACUCAUAUGAACUUCACUCCAGAAACACAUGAACCAAAAACGAUGGCUAUUAUAUAUAAUAUAAACAACACUGGUUUUAAGGAUUUUCCCAUCAAUGUAUCCUUGUUCUUCCCAAGUAAACUGGAACACAACUUUGAAGUGAAAAACUAUAAAGUGAUUGUCGAGCAGAACAAAACUCAGUGCUCAGUCAUUUCCAACCUAAAACCUGAGGACUGCCCACUGAAAGAAAACUGCAUUGCCAUGAAGUGUGAUACUUUUACACUGAAGAAUUAUUCAGGAGUUCAGUUCACCCUGGAGGGACUUGUGCAUUUCCAAAAUCUGAAAAACCAUAAUACGCCCUUUCUGAAACAAUACACUGGAGACGGAGGAGAGGUCAGUUUUAAGAGCUUCAUAAAAGUUCACUACGAUGGUGCUAAAUACAUAGUGACUUCUCACAAAAACGAGAACAAUAAGGGGAGCUACACAGUGAAGGAAUCGAAAGCGUCAGUUCUGGUUGAGUUCAUAGUUCCCCCAAAUAAACUGCUGAUCAUUUUGACUGGAGUGAUCCUGGGAAUGAUGCUUCUGAUCCUACUCAUAUUCAUCUUGUGUAAGCGUGGCUUCUUCAAGAGAAAAACCAUUCAGGAUUACGAGGAACAAGAAGCUGAACUCUCUGCUCAGAAUGGAUGUCUGUCUGAGUCAUCUCAUGAAGUCGAACAAGCUGAAGAGGAAAACGAGCUUCUUAACGAAGCCGCGAACAAACCCGAGCAAGCUGAAGAGGAGAAAGAGCCUCUUAACGAAGACGAGAAAAAGGACAGCCUCUUAACUAUUUCAGAAUGAGGCCAUGUAACACACGAUCAUUUGGGGAGAACCAAUUCAAACAUGGAGGUUGGGAGUAAAAUUUAACUAUUAAAGUGAAAUGAGAAUGAAUAAUUUAGUAAACUUGUCAGAUUUGCAAUGAUCGGAUUUGUUUAAUUAAAAAACUGAGGCAUAAAUUUGCUCAACUAUAUGAAUCAGGACUUUAGGCAUAGUUUCUACUUAGGCAACAUUUUCUAUGAACCAGGGUUACUUUACUAGAGCCAUUAUUUACUUCUCUUCAUUUCCACUGUAGAGUAGAAACGUACCCCACAAAACAGUGUCAGAAGGGAGGUAGGAGCUCCACCCCAUGAACCUUUGGAGUGGAGCUUGUGGGAGGAGGGUGCACAGCAUUUCUCAAUGUAGGAAUAUUAUCUGGAUUAUAUUUCUCGCAUCCAAGUCUAAACUCUUCUUGUUCAUAUUUUCUGGUAACUUUUUGUUGUGAUGCACUUUAAAUCAAGGGUUUGUGCUUUUGGGCCUCUGUGAAGACGACAGGAGGAAGUGUUCUAGUUAGGGUAAUGUUUUUAUGCUUUUAGAUUUUAAGGCACAAAUAGAAACCACAACCUCCCAGGACUGUGGAUCAUUGUGAAGUAUUCUUUUGGGACGUGGCACUGGCUUCAUUUAUUAAACAUCUGUUGAUGUUGUAAGUGUUAAAGAGGCUCUAAUAGAAUCACAUGAUUUGGCAUGAAAAGGGGAUGCUCAAUUUAAACUUUUUUGAAAAAGGAGCAUAUUUUUUAUCCUGUGUUGGAAGUGUGCCCCCCCCCCCCCCCCCC
Molecule: messenger RNA, 4378 nt
Organism: Fundulus heteroclitus (mummichog)
Lineage: Eukaryota; Metazoa; Chordata; Actinopteri; Cyprinodontiformes; Fundulidae
Product: integrin alpha-L-like
Exons: 31
Coding region: 30-3590 (1186 amino acids)
Biological process (GO): cell-matrix adhesion; cell-cell adhesion; integrin-mediated signaling pathway
Cellular component (GO): integrin complex; external side of plasma membrane
Molecular function (GO): integrin binding
Source: RefSeq, a predicted model, not a curated record